Messenger RNA from Brassica napus (rape), 1986 nucleotides. RefSeq lists its product as uncharacterized. The coding region runs from base 1 to 1986 and encodes 661 amino acids. The record is from RefSeq and is a predicted model, not a curated record. The transcript has 2 exons. Lineage: Eukaryota; Viridiplantae; Streptophyta; Magnoliopsida; Brassicales; Brassicaceae.
AUGGGUGAUCACGGCAAUAUGGAUGACCUCACUGCUGCAUUGGCACUCAUUCAACAACAAAUGCAGACUCAGCAACAGCAGAUGUUGCAGAUGCAGCAGACCAUCCAAAAUCAGCAACAAGCUGCUCAGGGACAAGCAGCCGUGAACGCCGCGCGAGAAGAGCGUGAUGCUUUUAUUGGGGACCAAAACCUUCCGUGGAACUUCGCUACUAACCGCUCCCCCAUCAACCCUCCACCCUAUACUCGACAAGAUUAUGAGAGCAAACCUGCACUGAUAGGUCAGGUACAGAAGAGCACGUUCAGCGGCCUCACUUCAGACAUUCCAAUGGACCACAUAGCGGCCUUUGAGAGGAUCUGCAAUUUCUCUCACUCUAAUGGAGUGCCGCCAGAUUAUGUCAAAUGCACGUUGUUCCCAUUCUCUCUUGAAGGGAAAGCUUCUCGCUGGUUACAAUCUCUCUCAACCGGUUCUCUCACCUCAUGGGACCAGGUUCGAUCAGCAUUCCUGAGUCACUUCUACACAAAGUCCAAAACCACGGCUCUACGGCACAGAAUCUCCAACUUCGAGCAGAAGUCUGAUGAACCUUUUCAUGUAGCUUGGGAAAGGUAUAAGGAAUACCAGAGAGAGUACCCACACCAUGGGUUUGAUGAUGAUUAUAUAUUGGAGGUGUUCUACGAUGGAGUGAGUUAUGAGUUCCGAAACACCCUUGACUCUUCUAGUAAUGGAGACUUCAUGACUCAAACCACACCUGGUGCGUUUGCGUUGAUUGAGAACAUGGCAUCAAGUUCACUGAACAAGAACAAGGAGCAUGACCGCUCGAAGAGUGUGAACAGCAUAGAUGAUCUCGCAGCGAAGGUGGACCAACUGCUUAAGGGAAACCUAAGCCAAGUGUUCAUAAUGGAAGAAGCAACUCCUGAGAAGAGUGCCGGUGACCUGGCGUUUGAAGCUGAAUUAUCAGGGGACGAUCAGCAAGAGGUGAGCUACGUGAAUGGGCAAGGAUGGCAGCUCAAAAAUUACCACCCAAACCCUAACGUGCGGAACAACCAACAGCUUUUUUGGCCUAAGCAAGAUAAACCAACUGAUCCUGCUCAGAGUAACCAAGGUCAGUAUGCCGGGUAUCAAAAGAACUACCAACCCCGGGCUUAUGUUCUAAGCCAACCGCAGAACACCACACCCCAGAUGCGGAAACACCAGAACCCUCAACCAGCUACCUCCGCUCCUAUCGUUGAUCCGCAAGAUGAGACAAAGGUCAUGUUGCAGCAGCUGCUCCAAGGACAACAGCUCCAAGGGAAAGCUCUGAACCAGGUUACUACCGAGAUCAAUACCAGAAUGAACCAUAUGUUGGGAGAUUUGAGCACCAAGUACGAUAAUAUCGCGAGCCAUAUGAGACAGAUGGUCAUUCAGAUAGCUCAGACUGCUGAGAGCGUCAAGAGGCAGCAAGUUCAACUGAGGAGCGGAAAACAACUUUCCGAGCCGGAGAAGAGGAGGUUCACCACGGCUGAGAAAGGGAAGCAGAAAGAGUCGGAACAACUACCAGCCGAUACCCUGGCAGUUGAGAGGAAUACAGAACCAGCAGUUGGAACAAGUUCGCCAGGGCCAGAACAACCAGCUGAAGCUGUUCGCCCGAUCCCAGAGGUUGUUCCUCCUCGCGAAUACAUUCCUAAAGUCCCUUACCCUGUUCCAGCAAAGGCCACUCGUAAGGACAGAGAGGAGAUGAAGUGCAGGAAGAUGCUGGAGGACAUAACCGUCAGACUCCCCUUGAUGGAUGCGAUCCAGAUGAUGCCCUCCAUGCGCAGCUUUAUGAAGGGAUUGAUCUCAGAAAAAAUAUCAGAGGAGAGCGAAUUCAUGACAGUUUCCAAGGAGUACAUCGCAGUGCUUCAGAACAGGCAGAUAAAGAAGCGAGGAGACCCCAGCGAGUUUGUCCUCUCCAUCCAGAUUGGGAAGACAGUUUUUGCAUGCUCCUUGGUUGAUCUUGGAUCCAGCGUCUAG